Molecule: messenger RNA, 4827 nt
Organism: Platichthys flesus (European flounder)
Lineage: Eukaryota; Metazoa; Chordata; Actinopteri; Pleuronectiformes; Pleuronectidae
Product: centrosomal protein of 164 kDa-like
Exons: 26
Coding region: 137-3949 (1270 amino acids)
Molecular function (GO): protein binding
Source: RefSeq, a predicted model, not a curated record
AGCGUCCCUGGAUAUGUUGCUAGUGGAGAAACUCUCGCAUCUUUUUGCCUACACAGUUUCGCUUACAAACAAUUGUCAACUAAUCCAUAAAACCAAAAGGACGAAUGAGUAAACGAUUAAAAGUGUGUAAGCAACCAUGACUGCAACCGCCCGCAUGGGAGGCCAGCUGAUCCUUGAAGAGGAAUACGAUGAGAAUUAUACACCUUCUGAACAAGAGAUUCAAGAGUAUGCAAGAGAGAUUGGCAUUGAUCCUGGCAGUGAGCCGGAGCUCCUGUGGCUGGCCAGGGAAGGCAUCGUUGCACCAUUGCCUCCAGAGUGGAAGCCUUGUCAGGACGUGACAGGGGAAAUCUACUAUUUCAACUUCUCCUCAGGCCAAUCCACCUGGGACCACCCCUGCGAUGAACACUACCGCCUCCUGGUGGCCCAGGAGCGUGAGCGCACCCAGCUCACUGCAGCUACAGGAGGCAUGGGGGCAAAGAAGGACAAGGACAAGAAGAAAAAGAAAGAGAAGAAGGAGAAAAAAGAGAAAAAGAAGAGGGAGCCAGUAAAGAUUUCCGGAGCACCGACCUUGGGAUCCUUACCGUCUCUCCUGGGUGGCCUGGCCCCUCUGAGAGGUCUGGACACCUCCGGCCCUGGCCCACUCUCCGGAUCUGCCCCUCCUCUUCGAGGGUCCCUCAGCAGCUCUGGUGGGCUGGAGCCCCUCAAGACUUCCCUAAGGGGUCCUAGAAGUAGUGGGGUGCCUAGUGUUUUAGGCAGCAGGCAGAAGGAGAGGGUCUCCCUUACUCUGCCUGAUUUUGAUGAUGACGAUGACAAUAACGACGACAAACUCUCUGAAAAUGAGCUGAGUCCUCGUGGUUCAGACAGGCUGUUGAAGAAUAUUCACCUGGACCAGGAUGCCCUGGGAGGAGGCCUUCAUUAUGAGGAGUCUGAGACAGAUAAAAAUGUUGAGGAGGAUUCAUCCUCCAUUGAUGUCAAGCUUUUGGAUAUUGUGGACUUGUCUGGCACUGUCAGUCCGCUGGAAAAAGAUGAGAGUCAAGGAACUAAAGGCAAUGAGGAGGGGGCAGAGACGAAGGUUUCAGAAGCUGACAACAGGUAUAUGCAGGCUAAAGAUGGAGGAAGCUCUUUAGCCAAUAAUGUUGACCGACUCGUCCUCCACCAGUCCAGCGCUUCCAGCUCCUUCUCCGGCCCCUCCGACUCAGAGCGAAGUGGAGUCGAGCUCCGACCCAAAGCCUCUCUGGGGCUCCAGAGGCCUGGAACCGCUAGAGGUCGGACGAUCCGCACUUCCAACACCAAACCUGGAAAUGCUGAAACCCCCUUAAAAACCCUUGACAAACCACUGGAUGAAGUGCCAAGCUUGAGAAUCAGGAAAGACAGAGAGAAUAAAGACAGAGAGGAAGAUGAGGUGGAGAGUGAGUGGAAGGAGACAAGUCUCAGAGAACAAAAAGAGAAGGUACGAGAGAGGAGGAAGGCUGAUCAGGAGGUAGAGGAGGAGAAAAAACAGUUGGUAGGGGAGAAAGAGAAGAGGAUCUGUCUCCUCCAGGAGGAGCUGAGUAGGGAGGAGGAGGAGGAGGAGAGGAAACUGAAGGAGGAGAGUGAGGAAAGACUGAGGGCUCUGCGGCAGCGUCUCCUGUUAAAGAGGAAAGAGGAGGAGGCCAAUCUCACUGAGGAGUCUGACAGGAUGCUGGAGGAAACCAGAGAGUCUAUCCAGAGGGAGAGAGAGACGCACAAGCACAAGCUCAGGGAGGAGAGCGAAGCCAUCCUGAAAGAUUUGCAAAUAACUUUAGAUGAAGAGCGAGCAGCGGAGCGAGACAGGCUGGAAGCCCGGAAGAGGCAGGAUGUUGAACUCCUUAAGGCUGAGCAGGGAGAGGAGCUGGAAGCAGAGAGGAGGAGACUCCAAGGAGAGCGAGAGGAGAAACUGAACUCUCUCAAACAGGAGGUCAAAAGCACAGAUAUGGGCAAGGAGCUGUUGAUGAGUGUACGAUCUGAGCAGCACCUGACAGACUACCAACGAGAUCUCACUGGCCUGCUCCGGGAAGUGCGGGAGGAAGAGCAGCGCGAUCACGAGAGGAAGCUGGAGAAGCUGAGGGAAGAGCACAAGAGAGAAAUGAACAACACCAGAGAGAAAUACCUGGAUGAGGAGACCAUACAGAGAGAGCGCUUGCUGUCCACUCUGCAGGAAGACAGAGGGCACCUCCAGGCCUCCCACGCUGUCCAGCUGGAGAAACUGCGGCUGCAGCUCAACACUCAGAUACAAAAGAUGCAGCUCGCACACUCACGCAAGGAGUCUGAAAUGCAGGAUCUGGCAGAUCAGUUGGAGCUGAAAGUCAAAGAGCUGAAGAGCCAGGAGGCUAUGCUGCAGAUCAAGGUAGUAGAUCUGAAGAGAAGGAGGAAGAAGCUCAUAGACGAAGGAGAGGAGGUGGACACAGAGAUAGAGGCCUUACCCCGGCUGAACCAGGAGAGAGACCAGCUAAAGGACGAGCUGGAGAGGAUGAGAGAGGAGAAACAUCAAGCCCGAGAACUCAUCCAGAGAGCCAGGGAGGAGCGGAGCGAGGCAAUCGAGGAAAAGGAGAGGCUGAGAGGGGAGAGGGACAAAGCCAGAGAUGAGAGCAGGAGAGUGAAGGAGGAAAAGGAGAAACUGGAGAGAAAGGUGACGCUGCUGCAUGAGAGAUGCGACGGUCUCAGCCGCAGAGUCAGUGAGUUGGAGCAAGGUGAAGGUGCAAGUACUUCCACCAGACAGGAGCCGAGGCAGGUCAAAACUAAGGGAGAGAAAACCGAGAUGACGGCGCCCUCCUGUGACAGAAGAGACUCAUUACUGCAUCUAGAGGACCUGAACGGACCUCCUCUCUCCCCUGUACCCGACAGCCAGAGCAGCGUGGAUGAGUUCCGACGCUACAUCUCCUCACAAGGCACCUCCAUCCAAAACACCAAACUCUUCCUGCAGAGGGAGAGCAGCCGGCUGACUGAGAGACAGGCAGCUCUGCGGGCGGCCCAGACCAGCUCCUCACAGGACCCGAACCACAACACCAGGGAGACUGAGGAGAUGACUAGACGCCUCAUGCAGGAUGCCCAAAAUAUGAUGGAGCUGCAGCGGGCGGUUCAGACAGGGAACUCGCUCCUGAGGAGGAAAGAGGAGCAGCUUCAGCAGCUGGAGAGUUCGAUCGCUGAGGAGCCUCUGUCAGAGGAUGUGUCUCGGCUGGCGGGAGAGAGGAAGGUGACCUUCGAUGUGACCGAGUCGGACCUCAGCAGCACUGUGGACCCACCGCUCGGGACAGGAGCUCAUCCCACGGCCCCGGCCAAAGUCCAAGAGUUAGCAGACUCCCUGCAGCAGAUCUCAGGCCAGCUCAACACUGUUCUCAGUGCACUAGUUUCAUUAGCUCAGUGGCCACAGAGUGCCACACCAUACACAACCUUCACUUUGCCUGUGUCGCAGCCUCUCUCCGUGCCAGCUCCCACUCCCACCUAUAAUCCAGUCACGUCCCACAUGCACACCCUGGGCCACAGCUCCCUAGCCCCACCUCCCCCCCUGAGGCAGUUGAACCCUUCGUGGAACUGGGCGACUGGGAGCUCUUCAGCCAACGCCGUCUACAAUGCCCCCAUCAGCAGCGGGCUGAAGGCCUCUGAGGAUCUCUUCAACAGCCGGUGGAGCCAGAUUUUUCCUGGAGCAGCUGUGGACCCAGUUGCGUCCAGCACCAUGAGGACCAGCUCAGCCUACUCAGCUUACACUCCUGUUAGUGAACACAGUCCCAGCCUGCGGUCCGUGCAGAAGUCAGCAGAGAUCGAUGGUCAGAGGCUGCAGGGGAUGAUCGACGGCAACAAGAGGUGGCUGGAGACGCGCAGGAAAGACCCCAGCAUACCUCUAUUCACUCGCUAUCAAGCUCCGUCCUCCAAGAGCAGCCUGGUCCAGCUGGGCCUGGACGAUAACAACCAGAUCAGAGUCUACCACUACUGAGGACAUUACACACUGUUCAGUCCUGUCGUUCCGUGUCUGUCACUGAGGACUUCGACUGACUUUAAUGACUCUGUCGGCUCUGAGCUGUUACAUUUACAUGCUGGGCGUCACAUGAGAGUCAUGUGGCCUCAGUGAGUCAUUCCUUUUUAAAUAAUAAAUUUCAGUGUAAAGGUUUUCAGGGAAGGUCCGGCCUCUUCUGCUGUGAUUGGAGGAAGAGCUGACAGAAGAGGAUGUGGUACGUUCAGGGAGCCACAUGUCACAGAGGCCUGAGGACUUUUAUCCGAUGAUCAGAUAUGGCUGUGUGCAGCAGUCCACUUCUGACACCAUGUUUACAGAUUUGAGCUCCAUGCCGGACCUGAACUUUAAAGAGAUUGUACAAGAAAGAAGCACACAGACGUCGAGGAAAUUGAGUCUUUGGUGGAGAAAUAUGUGUUAGUGCUCGAUUGUUGGUUUCAUUUGUAUGAUAUUGUAAGCGGUUUCGUAGUUUCUCCAGAAACCUCAAGCAAGCUUAAUAUUUGUUUCUUUAAUAUGGCCCUAAUACUCUAUUGUAGAAGUCAGACGGGAGUUGGACAAUCAUAGAUACUCAUGUUCAUGUCUAAAUAUGAAAAUGUCAUGCGUCAUCUUGAAUUUACUCAUCAGCACUAAAUAGAAUGACUUUACAGAUGCACCGAGGUUAAGUUUUAUGGUAUCAAAUGUUACACCUUUUGUAAUAAUGCUGCUCACUUUGUAAAUUACUUGUUUGAAAAAUGAACAUGUUUUUAAAAUGUUUUGUCAUUUCAGGUACAAAGACAAAACAUACUUUGUGCAUAAACAAUAUAGUGUAAAUUCUGUAUUUUUUUUUUAUAAAAUAUUUUAAUAAAUCUAGUUUUAUAUAUAUA